AUGUAUGUCAUCAAACGCUACCGAAACCCAAGUGAUACUCAAAAUGACAAAACAUCAGAUCAGACACUAGACAAUCACCCCGGCAAGCACCGGGAGUCGGUCACCAACACUGACAUAUGCAAUGACCCUGGUGAUCAGUCGAAGUUAUUCGACAAAUACCCUAAAUAUCGAUGGCCGGCCAUACUUAUAAGUGGUGUAUUUGUAGGCAGUUUUAAUUUGGUUGAGGCCUCGUACUUCACAUUUGCAUCCACCUACUUUCAAUACUGUCCCCUUAAGGUCAGUGCCACAAAGGCCAUGGAUGUGAUCACGACGUUCACCACACCCUACACGGUGUUCAGAGGGCUCAGCAUUUUUGUGGCCAUUAAACUGUCCUCGAAAUACAUGCUUAUUAUCCACCAUCUAGUCUGUGUAAUAGGUAUCAUAUGCCUGGUGUUUGGUCGCAGUAAUAUGACCAUGCUAUACGUGGCCAAUGUGGUGAUGGGGAUCGGCUUAUCGGCUAUAAUGCAUUCCAUAUUCGCAUUCGUGGGCCAACACAUCCGUAUGACUAAUAUGGUGGGAACGGUACCCAUAGUAUUCAUGUCGUCAUUCAAUAUACUGCCCCCAUAUCUCAUCGGACUGUAUAUUAAAUCCUUUUCCGACAUGUUUAUACUGUUUGAGGCCCUUAUGCUCGGGGCGAUGUGUUUUACAGCAAUCGGUUCCGUAUUGACCGAAAUGGUCGACAUAUUGCAGACAACCACUCAAUACAUGACAAUGUUUUCCACAUUCACUUCAACCGGAUUUUUAAUCGGAUCCCUGUGCGGGUUUCUCAUCAAAUACCUGAACAGACAGCUAAUAUUGGCUGUAUUUUUGGUGAUUAUGGCGAUCGGCACAGCAUUUAUACCCCAUUCCCCUAAUCUAUACAUACUGUACACGUGCGCCAUAGGGCUGGGCAUGGGCUCCGGUAUCAUCAACUGUGUGGUGAACGUAUGGAUCAUAGAGAUGUGGCUCCAGAAGAGUGCACCCGUACUACAGAUACCGGGGCUGACCUUUGGGUUGGGGACUAUCGUGUCACCCCUACUACUGAAACCCUUUUUAAGGGAUAAAUACUCGGGUGAUUCAGACACCACCACCACUGGCCCGGGUAUUACGGUGUCGACACCUGAUUCGGUAACCUAUGCCUACAAUGAAGACUAUGAGGAGCACAGGCGCUCACUAUUAAAGACACCUUUCCUUAUACUGGGAAUCAUUCAAAUGAUUUUUCCUAUACUACUAAUCAUUAUGUAUGUUAUCAAACGCUACCGAAACUCAAGUGAUACUCAAAAUGACAACACAUUAGAUCCUAAACUAGACGAUCACACUGAGAAGCACCGGGAGUCAUACACCGACAUAGACAAUGACCCUGGUGACCAGUGGAAAUUAUUUGACAAAUAUCCUAAAUAUCGUUGGCCGGCCAUACUAUUAGGUGGUGUAUUUGUAGGCAGUUUUAAUUUGGUUGAGGCCUCGUACUACACGUUUGCAUCCACGUACUUUCAAUACUGUCCCCUUAAGGUCAGCGCCACAAAGGCCAUGGAUGUGAUCACGGCGUUCACCACACCCUACACGGUGUUCAGAGGGCUCAGCAUUUUUGUGGCCAUUAAACUGUCCUCGAAAUACAUGCUUAUUAUCCACCAUAUAGUCUGUGUAAUAGGUAUCGUAUGCCUGGUGUUUGGUCGCAGUAAUAUGACCAUGCUAUACGUGGCCAAUGUGAUGAUGGGGAUCGGCAUAUCGGCUAUAAUACAGUCCAUAUUCGCAUUCGUGGGCCAACACAUCCGUAUGACUGAUAUGGUGGGAACGGUACUCAUAGUAUUCAUGUCGUCCUUCAAUAUACUGCCCCCAUAUCUCAUCGGACUGUAUAUUAAAUCCUUUUCCGACAUGUUUAUACUGUUUGAGGCGCUUAUGCUCGGGAGGUGUAGCCACCAGUUGCUGUGGGUUGGGGUCGUUCAGAGGUGUAGCCACCGGUCACUGGAGCACCAGAUGCUGUGGGUUGGGGUCGACCAGAGGUGUAACCACCAGUUGCUGUGGGUUGGGGUCGACCAGAGGUGUAGCCGCCAGUCACUGGAGCUCUGGAACCACAGCGCCCAGACCUACAAAAUCAGUCGCUCUUCACUGGCCGUUCUCGUGUCCGCGCCCGUCGACUCCUGUGACCCUUCCCUACCUGUCCUCCUGUCCCUACCUGCACCCCUGUCCCUAAGCUCGCGUGAGGCCCAAGGCUCGCACCAGAGUCCAAGACUCAGUGUCCACUCCACGCUUGAGCCCCUUUAA
This is a messenger RNA of Oppiella nova, 2280 nucleotides long. Lineage: Eukaryota; Metazoa; Arthropoda; Arachnida; Sarcoptiformes; Oppiidae. The record is from the annotation of a GenBank genome assembly.